Molecule: messenger RNA, 1119 nt
Organism: Entelurus aequoreus (snake pipefish)
Lineage: Eukaryota; Metazoa; Chordata; Actinopteri; Syngnathiformes; Syngnathidae
Product: guanine nucleotide-binding protein G(q) subunit alpha-like
Biological process (GO): action potential; phospholipase C-activating dopamine receptor signaling pathway; adenylate cyclase-modulating G protein-coupled receptor signaling pathway
Cellular component (GO): heterotrimeric G-protein complex
Molecular function (GO): GTPase activator activity; guanyl nucleotide binding; G protein-coupled receptor binding
Source: RefSeq, a predicted model, not a curated record
ACAGGCACGGGCGAAAGCGGCAAGAGCACUUUUAUCAAACAGAUGAGGAUCAUCCACGGCACCGGCUACACCGACGAGGACAAGCGAGGCUUCACCAAGCUGGUGUACCAGAACAUCUUCACCGCCAUGCAGGCCAUGAUUAAGGCCUCGGAGACGCUCAAGAUCCCUUACAAAUACGAGCACAACAAGGCAAACGCCAACAUCGUGAGAGAUGUGGACGUGGAGAAGGUCACCAAGUUUGAGAACCCUUACGUAGACGCCAUCAAGAGCUUAUGGAACGACCCGGGCAUCCAGGAGUGUUACGAUCGAAGGAGGGAGUACCAGCUCUCCGACUCCACCAAAUAUUACCUGAACGCGUUGGACCGGAUCGCUGAAACCGCCUACUUGCCCACUCAGCAAGACGUGCUGAGGGUUCGAGUCCCCACCACAGGCAUCAUCGAGUACCCUUUUGACCUGCAGAGCGUCAUUUUCAGGAUGGUGGAUGUCGGGGGUCAGAGGUCAGAGAGGAGGAAGUGGAUUCACUGCUUCGAGAACGUCACGUCCAUCAUGUUCCUGGUGGCACUCAGCGAAUACGACCAAGUCCUCGUGGAGUCCGACAACGAGAACCGAAUGGAGGAGAGCAAAGCACUCUUCAGGACGAUAAUCACGUACCCGUGGUUCCAGAACUCCUCCGUCAUUCUGUUCCUCAACAAGAAGGACUUGCUGGAAGAGAAGAUCUUGUACUCGCACCUGGUCGACUACUUCCCAGAGUAUGAUGGUCCGCAGAGGGACCCCCAGGCGGGCCGGGAGUUCAUCCUGAAGAUGUUCGUGGACCUGAACCCGGACAGCGACAAGAUCAUCUACUCGCACUUCACCUGCGCCACCGACACAGAGAACAUCCGCUUCGUCUUCGCCGCCGUCAAGGACACCAUCCUGCAGCUCAACCUGAAGGAGUACAACCUGGUGUAGCGGCCAACACACACCUACAGUAUAUGAGAACUCUAAUCAAAGUUUAAAAAAAAACAACAAAAAAAUCAAUCCAAUGCGUGGAAUGCUAAUUUAUUUGCCAUGUGUUUGAUAUUUGAUUGUCAGGAGCAAAUGAAUUCAUCUUGCUAUUGAAUAAAGAGCUAGUGAAAAGUG